Notechis scutatus (mainland tiger snake) is the source of this 789-nucleotide messenger RNA. The record is from RefSeq and is a predicted model, not a curated record. Lineage: Eukaryota; Metazoa; Chordata; Lepidosauria; Squamata; Elapidae.
AUGAACUCUGAAUUCAAUGGAGCCACAGAAGCCCCAUGGCUCGUGAACAUCUAUGGAAAUGGCCAGAGAUGCCAAGGAGUUAUCCUGAGCAGCUUGUGGGUCCUGACAGCAGCCAACUGCUUCUUGUUGAUGAAUCCGAGCCAAGUAGAGUUGAUCGGGUCUCCUGGGCAUGUCUCCACCAAGGCAGUGAGUCGGUUUCUGCUCCAUCGGGGAUUCAGUUCCUGGAAUACAGCACCCAAUAAUGACCUGGGUCUCAUCUUGCUUGCCCAGCCGGUUGAUUUAACAGCAAAAGACAUGUGGCCAGCUUGUAUUCCUCAGGAAGAAAAACCAUAUAACACCCAGGAGGAAUGUAGGAUUUUCGAACGAGGCCAAGACGGUGAAUGGUUCCUAAAGGAGACAAUGGUGGAGGCCUUGAGCAUAGCUGACUGUUCCAAGCAUUGGCCGAACACUACAGAAGGCAGGAACUUAUGCGUGGUAAAAAAAGAUUCUCCCAAACUCACAACUUGCAAGGUGCCAGUGGGCAGUCCUGUGAUCUGUCAUGAUCCAUUUACUUGGGAAUGGGAGGUGACGGGCCUCGUAAGCCAGAGCUUGCACAACUGCACCAUCCCUAUCCUGGCUUCUCAGCUUUUACCCCAUAUACAGUGGCUGAAGCAAGUGGGAGCCUUAGAGAAUUCUCUCCAGCCAGAAGAUAAAUUACCUUCAGCAGCUGGACAGCAGCAACCGCAUGUUGCUAAGCACUCGGAUCCCCAAGGAAUGCUUUCCACGGGCACCUGCUGGCAGUGGGGAUAA